AUGGAUGAAGAUGAUUGUUCCGUCUCAAAACCAAUUGAACAUGCACUUUAUACUCCAUCAAUUGUUAGUGGCUCUGCAAAUAUGGGACCCCUUUCUCAUGAGGGACGGAAAAAUCGAUCAGAAGCUUGGAAUCAUUUCAUUCAACUAGAACCAAAAUCGGAUAAAAGGGCUCAAUGCAAGUAUUGUGAUAUCCUUAUUCGAUAUGAGAAAGGAACAACUGCAAUGCGUUAUCAUGUGUUGAGAUGUCCAAAUAACCCCAAUAAAGCAGUAAACAAGAGACAAAAAGUAGGUUCAUCUUCAACAAUUGAUGGAAAUACUAACUCUCCUUCUUAUGGUAGAUUUGACCAAGAACUUUGUCAAGAAGAACUGGUAAAAAUGUUUGUGGAAGUUGAACUCCCCUUUCGAUUUGUAGAGCAUGUUGCUUUUAGGAGGUAUUCAAAUGCUUUGCAACCAAGAUUUAAGAUCCUAUCAUGUUAUACCAUAUCACGGAAUAUUGUGACAUUAUGGAAUGCAAAAAAGAUAUAUUUGAAGGAUUUUCUUUCUCAACAUUGUCAAAGAGUUUGUCUCACUACUGAUGCAUGGACUUCACCUCAAAAUCAAAGUUAUAUGUGUUUAACAGCCCACUUCAUCGACAAUGAUUCGAAUUUGCAUAAAAGGAUUUUGAAUUUCCGUCAAGUAAUAAGUCAUACUAGAGAGGCCAUGGCUAAAUUUGUUGAGUCAUGCUUGCAUGAAUGGGGGUUGAGUCGUGUUUUGACCUUGACAAUAGAUAAUGCUACAUCAAAUGACACGGGAGUUCAACACUUGAAGAAAAGACUAUUGUCUUGGAAUAACUCGGUUUUGAAAGGUGACUAUACUCAUAUGCGUUGUUAUGCACAUAUUUUGAACUUAAUUAUGAGUAGUGGUCUAAAAGAGAUUGAUAACUCUGUUUUAAGAAUUCGUGCUGCAGUGGAAUAUAUUAGAUCAUCUCCUUCUAGAUUUAUGAAAUUCAAAGAGUGUGUUGAAAGACAAAAGAUUGAAUAUAAAGGUCAUAUUUGCUUGGAUGUUGAAACAAGGUGGAAUUCAACAUAUUUGAUGUUAGAUGCUGCUUUCAAGCAUAAAAUGGCAUUUGUUGAGCUUGAGUUUUAUGAUACAAAAUAUGCUAAUGAGUUAGGAAAGGAGAUUGGAUUGCCUUCUUAUGAAGAUUGGGAGUAUGUUGAGUCUAUUCUACCUUUCUUGAGCAUUUUUUAUGAAGCUACUUUGCGCAUCUCAGGUAACUCUUAUGUUACUAGUAAUAUCUACAUGUUAGAAGUGGUAGGAAUUUUGAAUGGGAUCAAUCAUCUCCUAAAGUCCAAUGCUACAAGCAGUGCUACAUAUAAGAUGGCUGAAAAAAUGAGAAAACAAUAUGAGAAAUAUUGGGGUGAACCUAACAAGUUCAAUAUAUUGUUGUUAAUUGUUGUUGUCUUAGAUCCUAGAUACAAUUGA
Molecule: messenger RNA, 1461 nt
Organism: Vigna unguiculata (cowpea)
Lineage: Eukaryota; Viridiplantae; Streptophyta; Magnoliopsida; Fabales; Fabaceae
Product: zinc finger BED domain-containing protein RICESLEEPER 2-like
Source: RefSeq, a predicted model, not a curated record